UAGCUCGUCCACCGCCCCACGGAUCAUUUCUCUCUUAUUUCUCUCCUCUUCUGAGCUCGAAGAGUGGGGGGGGUAACCAAAUCCUCAUCGCUUCCGGAAUCCUUCUCUUAUUCUUAUUUAUUUAAAUCCAAUCCCAUCAGAUUCAGCGUCUUUCUUUCGCUGAGUCUAAUUCUUUCUUUGUUAUAUCAAAUCGUCUACUCCGGAUUCUCUUUCAAGUUUAUUCAGAUCGAGGUAUGCAGCAGGCUGAUAAAUCUGGAUUGAGCUUGAGACCUGGUGGCGGUCGUGGUAGACUCCUUGGUCCUCGCUUCGACUCUUCUUCCGCCCACCCUUCUUCCCUCGCUUUCGGUUCCUUUUCUUCUGAUCGUCCCCAUGGCGGUGCCGGCGCUGGCUUCUCUAUCAAGGCUGGAGAUUCGCGAUUUGAGGGUCGUGACCGUGUGAAGUACUCUAGAGAGCAGAUCUUGAAGCUUAGAGAGGCUGUUGUGGUUCCUGAUGGGAUUUUAAAAGCCAGAAAAGAAGUCGAAGCUGAGUUUCUUCUUGGUGAAGAUCAACCUUGGGUUCGUGCAGAACCCAAUGUGAACAAUUUGCCAAAUCAACUGGCUCAUUAUCCUGAGCCAGACAACCGGGAUUGGCGCAACCGUCGUGCACCAGUUACUGAUGCACUUCGGGAGAAUAGAGAGCCUGGUAAUUAUAGACAGCAGGAACCUAAUCAACAACAAUAUCAGAGGGGGCAAAACCCUUCCAACCAAGGGGGAGGGCCGGUUCCUGCUCUUGUAAAAGCCGAGGUCCCAUGGUCUGCUAGAAGAGGUACCCUAUCUGACAAGGACCGUGUUCUGAAGACUGUAAAGGGGAUAUUGAACAAGCUGACCCCAGAAAAAUUUGAUCUCCUUAAAGGACAGCUAUUGGACUCUGGGAUUACCUCAGCUGAUAUCCUAAAGGAUGUCAUUACAUUGAUCUUCGAUAAGGCUGUGCUGGAACCUACAUUUUGUCCAAUGUAUGCAAUUUUAUGCUCCGAUCUUAAUGAAAAGCUUCCCAAGUUCCCAUCAGAUGAACCAGAUGGAAAAGAAAUCACUUUCAAGCGUGUUCUCUUGAACAAUUGCCAAGAAGCUUUUGAUGGUGCUGAGAAAUUGAGGGAAGAAGUGCGGCAGAUGACUGCCCCUGAACAAGAAAUGGAGCGUAAGGAUAAAGAAAGAUUGGCUAAGAUUCGUACUCUUGGAAACAUUCGUCUAAUUGGAGAGCUCCUGAAGCAGAAGAUGGUGCCUGUGAAGAUUGUCCAUCACAUUGUUGGGGAGCUCUUAGGUCCUGACACCAAAGUUUGUCCUGCUGAGGAAAAUGUGGAGGCCAUAUGCCAUUUCUUUACCACUAUUGGUAAAGAGCUUGAUGAGAAUCCAAAAUCACGUCUUAUAAUGGAUUCGUACAUUAACCGAUUGAAGAUACUGGCAACAAUCCCUCAGUUGGCUCCAAGGCUGAGGUUUAUGGUUCGCGAUGUAGUUGAUUUGCGGUCCAAUAACUGGGUUCCCAGGCGUGAGGAGGUGAAAGCCAAAACCAUCAGUGAAAUACACACAGAGGCAGAAAAGAAUCUUGGAUUACGUCCUGGUAGCAUUAGAACUGCUCGUGGGAACUUCUCUGGUACUCAAGCGAGUACCAGCCCUGGGCCCUUCCCCAACAACCGAACUGGUUUAGGGGGUAUGAUGCCUGGUAUGCCUGGGAUUCCAGGAACUAGGAAGAUGCCUGGUAUGCCUGGAAUGGACAAUGACAAUUGGGAGGUUGCUAAGACCCGGUCAAUUUCAAGAGGUGAUGGUUCUGGUAUGCAGCAAGCUGGACGUGGGGGCCAGAUGCCAUUUAGUGGCAAAUCACCAUCGGUGAACACAAGGCUGUUACCUCAGGGUAGUGCUGGCCUCACUAGUGGCCGACCUAGUGCCUUGUUGCAGGGUAGUGGUGCUCCUCCUGCUCGCUCAACCAACUACUCUUUUGGCACCGAGUCUGUUACGCAGGUUCCUGUGCCUGCUAGGCCUGUUCCUACUGCAUCUGUAUCUGUUGAAAAGCCUCAAGCUCCGGCUUCAAAGUCAAAGCUUGAUGAACUUAAGAAAAAAACUGUUUCCCUUUUGGAGGAAUAUUUCAAUGUGCGAAUUUUAGAUGAAGCAUUACUGUGUGUGGAGGAGCUAGGGUCUCCAGCUUACCAUCCUGAGGUUGUCAAAGAAGCCAUCUUUCUUGCACUAGAGAAAAGUACAUCCUGCGUUGAACCACUUGUGAAGCUUCUCGGGCAUUUGUAUUCUAAGAAGGUCUUUACAGCGAAUGACAUAAGGAGUGGAUGUUUGCUUUAUGCAUCUUUGCUGAGUGAUAUCGGCAUUGACCUGCCUAAAGCACCGAGUUAUUUUGGUGAAGUCAUGGCGAAAUUAAUUUUAGUUGGGGCUUUGGAUUUUAAGGUGGUGAAAGAAGUUUUGAAGGAGGUGGAUGACGAUUACUAUCAGAAAGCUAUAUUCAAUGCAGGACUGCAGGUUAUCAGUUCUAGCCCUUCAGGGCAAGCUGUGCUGGAUUCAGAAGCAUCUGAUAUUGAGGCCUGCCGGAGUCUAUUCUGAAUCUUUGCAGGAGCAACUCUAGUUUCUGUAUCCAUGUCUUAUUGUUUCACCUCAUCCCAAUUCCCUUACCCUUCACCCUUUUUUGGGUGAACUACUGUACUAUUAGACAAGGGUGGAGUCAGAACAGGUUAAUUUUUCUUCUUUUUUUUCUUUUUUGAGUUGUAUAUUUCUUGAGGUCAUAGUAGAGUGUGAGGAAAUCAAAUCAUAAUGUGGCAUGAAUUUUGCUCUCUAGCUGUGGCUAAUGAAAUGUGGCAACUUGCUGGAGGAUAGUUGGCCCUUGAAGAGUUAGUUUUGAAAUCAAUUUGUUGUCUUGUACUUGAUUAGUUAUUUGUUUAUUUUACUCUAUGUUGAACCUGGCUAAUUCUUAAGUGUCAUGCCCUGUCUUUGCCCUUCCACUAUAAUGGAACUUGAUCUAAUUUUGGGAUU
Molecule: messenger RNA, 3002 nt
Organism: Argentina anserina (silverweed cinquefoil)
Lineage: Eukaryota; Viridiplantae; Streptophyta; Magnoliopsida; Rosales; Rosaceae
Product: eukaryotic translation initiation factor
Exons: 9
Coding region: 234-2576 (780 amino acids)
Cellular component (GO): eukaryotic translation initiation factor 4F complex
Molecular function (GO): mRNA binding; protein binding; translation initiation factor activity
Source: RefSeq, a predicted model, not a curated record